Caenorhabditis briggsae is the source of this 1086-nucleotide messenger RNA. Gene Ontology annotation, molecular function: copper ion transmembrane transporter activity. Gene Ontology annotation, biological process: copper ion transmembrane transport. The record is from RefSeq and is a predicted model, not a curated record. The annotation marks the transcript as partial. Gene Ontology annotation, cellular component: membrane. NCBI's taxonomy places the organism in Eukaryota, Metazoa, Nematoda, Chromadorea, Rhabditida, Rhabditidae. The transcript is spliced from 8 exons.
GUUCCUCUUUUGGUAGCCAUCCCCACAUCCAUAUUCAUUUAUCUUGGAUACAUACCGACUUCUUAUGAAAUGGAUAUCUCCGAGUCUUUGAUACAAGAAAUAACCGGACAUGAAGAUAGUUCAUUUUUAAUUGCUCCUGAAGAGAAAAUAAUGAUGCCUGAAACGGGAACUAUGGAGUAUGAUGUCUGGGCUCGAAUAUGCACAUUUUUCAUGUUCACAGCAAUGGUUUUAUCCGUGUUAGUGGUUGUUGCUUGUUUCUCGCACAUGCAGAAAAUGAUGAGUAAAAAGAAGUCAGUGACGACGCAGCAAUCGCUUAAAUCACAAAAACAGUUGAAUCUAUUGCUGAUGGUACAGUUCAUCUUCCCUUUCAUCACCAUCCAUAUCCCCUUCUACACUGCCUUUAUCCUCCCGUAUGCUGAUAUUGAAUUCACAAUUCUUUCUUCAAAUCUACCGUAUCUUUUUUCUUGGUGUCCUGCCAUUAACCCAAUUUUAGUGAUUUGUAUGGUCAAGAACAUACGCGAAGUAAUUUUGCCAAAACAUCUAUCCUCUCUUAUCGCAAAGAUGGUUUCUCAAAUUAAUCCCUUUUCAGCAAUGAUGAUGGAGAUGUCGACUCAUCACGGCAUGAAUAUGAUGAACAUGACUACAAUGGCUGGACCGGUUGCCAAAAGACACAAAAUGUGGAUGUGGUACCAUGUGGAGGUUGAGGAUACUGUACUUUUCAAAAGCUGGACUGUUUUUGAUGCUGGAACUAUGGUAUGGACAUGUUUCGUGAUUGCCGCUGCUGGAAUUUGUCUGGAAGCCUUGAAAUACGCUAGAUGGGCUACUGGGGAACAUAUUAAGAGCCAUCAGGAGAAUCUGGAUUUGAAAUUGAACCAAACUUUCGUCAUUCUUGAAACAAGAAAAAAGAUUUUCAGCUUCUGGAAACGCCAUGUCAUCGACUGCUGCUACCACUUUUGGCAACUCUGUCUGGCCUAUAUUCUUAUGAAUGUCUAUAUGGUUUUCUCGGUCUACAUCUGUUUGUCACUUUGUCUUGGUUUGGCUAUUGGUCACUUUAUUUUCGCUUCGAGAACAGGAAUUUCAAUUUGA